Molecule: messenger RNA, 2367 nt
Organism: Phymastichus coffea
Lineage: Eukaryota; Metazoa; Arthropoda; Insecta; Hymenoptera; Eulophidae
Product: protein fem-1 homolog B-like
Exons: 10
Coding region: 136-2199 (687 amino acids)
Molecular function (GO): protein binding
Source: RefSeq, a predicted model, not a curated record
UGGAAAAGUGCAGGUUGCACAGCCCGAGAACAAAGAAGCGCAGCUCCGCCGCCCGCCUGCCUUCGCUCGUCGCGCCCGCGCGCGCGCGCUUUCAGUCCUUUUAGUGUUGUUUGAGCUCUCUCGCGCCGCGGACGCAUGUCGACCGGGCUGCCCGUCCGCGAGGAGUGUGCCAGCUCGACGAUCGCCGUGACCGGUGCCGGGAGCGCAGCGCUCGUCGCCGACCUCGUGGCCGCGAGCGUCUCGAGGAUGGAGGAGGAGGCGCAGUUGGACGGCUCGCUACUGCGGCGAGCCUACUUCGCUGCCAAGAAGGGCAUGUCCAUGUGCCUCUACGUGAUGCUCAGCGAGCAGCCGGCCGAGAUCGGCAAUCGGCUCGUCAGCCAGGAGCUGUUGCAGUCGGACGGCCAGUGCUGCUCGCCCUUCGUCGCGGCCGCGAGAUUCGGCCACAACAAAGUGGUGAAAAUGCUGCUGGAAAAAUUCCAACUGGACCUGGAGCAGGAGGCAAGAGUCAAGUUCGACGGAUACGUGAUCGAGGGCGCCAGUGCCUUGUGGUGCGCGGCGGGAGUGGGACAUUUGAGCGUGGUGAAGACGCUGGUGAAAGCGGGCGCGAACGUUAACCACCCGACGAAAACCAACUCGACGCCCGUGAGGGCAGCCUGCUUUGACGGCAGACUGGACAUCGUCAAGUACUUGGCGCAUCACAAGGCCAACAUCCACAUGGCGAACAAAAAUAACAACACUUGCUUGAUGAUCGCCGCUUACAAAGGCCAUCUCGACAUCGUCAGCUUCCUAUUGGACAAUGGGGCGGACCCCAACGAGCAAGCUCAGUACGGAGAGACGGCUUUGCAUUUUGCAGCGGAGUGCGGACACUAUAGCGUAGUCAAAGCAUUGCUUAAGCACGGAGCGAAAAUGUCCAAAAGCGGUAAAAACAUGACUCCUUUAAUUUCAGCAGCGGAAAGAGCAAGGGCAGACAUUGUAGAGUGCCUCGUUGAGCACGAAGACGUGAGUAAGGAAGACACGAUCGAAGCUUACGAGCUUCUUGGCGCUUCCUUUGCCAACGACAAAGAUCACUAUUGUCUUGACAAAGCAUACAAAUACUUGCACAAGGCCAUGCUGCUAAGAUUUUCCGAUCCAGACAACGUUGUUGCAAAGCUUCUCUCCGAGCCAAUUCCUGCCUAUGAAAACUGGCGAGAAUCGGAGACCGUGCACAGGCUAGAAAUUAUCAAAAAUAAUCACAAUGCCCUUCACAUGGAGUCCUUAACCAUCAGAGAGAGAAUACUUGGAAGGCGAAAUCCAGACGUGCCUCAGCCUGUAAUCUAUCGGGGAGCUGUUUUUGCGGACAAUGCAAGAUUCGAUCGUUGCAUAGAUCUGUGGCUACACGCUUUAAGUCUACGCCAACUGAACAACAUGGCCAUUUCCAAAGACUUAUUACGAUUUGCUCAAGUUUUCUCGCAAAUGAUACACGUCGGAGUGCAAGUUAAAUUUGCCCAAGUUUUGAAUGUUUUGGAAGCAAGCGUCGUUGCCUUGGGCGCCAAUCAAAAGAAACUUGUAGAACCCGACCUGAAAGAUGACUCCGAACAAUCUGUAUCUGAAGAAGUCGAAUCAAAUCUAACAACAACGCUCUACAUUUUAGCAAUUUUAACCAAGCUAAUGACUUUGAACGAAAAAGGAUAUAACGAGACGGAUACUCGACGAGCUCACCACAUGGUCCACCAACUAUGUGCCCUUCAAAUGACAUUAAAAGAUGGACAAACCUUGCUACAUUUAGCAGUGAAUGCGGACACACCGGUAGACGACUUUCAUACGAGUGAUGUUUGCAAAUUUCCAUGUGCGGCGACUGCAAAAUUACUCAUUCAAUGUGGUGCCAAUGUGAAUGCAAUGGAUAAUGAAAGAAACACGCCUCUGCAUAUUAUUGUGCAAUACGAAAAGCCUAUAAGUGAUUUUCUGACGCUUCACUCAAUAAUAUUAGAUCUCGUGGAAGCUGGUGCUCACAUGGAUAUUGUAAAUAGUCAAGGAAAAACUCCUUUCAACGCUGCUACCACUGGAGUUGCAGAAAUAAUUCUUCGUACGCAGACAAAGCUAUCAUUAAAGUGCAUGGCAGCCAAAGCUGUUAAAGCGUACAAUUUGUCGUAUAGUGGUAAUGUACCUCGCUCUUUGGAGAGCUUCAUUGAGUUACAUGGUCCUGGAUUGAAUCAAGGAUGACGUCUUACCGCAAUAGGAAACUUUCAAUGUUUCUUGUUUAAAAUAAUAAUCUGCUGCCAAAAUCUGUAGAUAGAUUUUUUAUGAAGAUAUUUAUGUAAAAAAAUCAUUUUUUAAGGAUAGAACAAAGUAUAUGAAGUUAUGUAAAAUAAAAGUUUUAUUACUACUUGA